Cavenderia fasciculata is the source of this 2010-nucleotide messenger RNA. It is a transcript of the gene rfa1, whose product is annotated as putative ssDNA-binding protein. The record is from RefSeq and is a predicted model, not a curated record. The transcript has 4 exons. The coding region runs from base 1 to 2010 and encodes 669 amino acids. NCBI's taxonomy places the organism in Eukaryota, Evosea, Eumycetozoa, Acytosteliales, Cavenderiaceae. Gene Ontology annotation, molecular function: transcription coactivator activity.
AUGGAUGUAUCACUCAAUCAACAAUCAAACAAUUCCAAAAAAAUCAUUGGUCCUUCCCAAAAAGCUAUAAUCAUCUGUAACCAUAUCUCAAUGUAUAAAGUCGAGUUUUUGGAGGGAGUUCAUUUCAUUAACUUUUUUUUAUCUCAAAUUUUUGCAGUGAUAACUGAUGGAGCUACCAAGUUCCCAACAGUAUUACCAAGCAACAAUACACUCAGAGAAUUUCAAAUCAUCCGUCUCAAUUCAUUUGCUGUGAUGCAGGGCAAAAGAUACGUGCAAAUCUUCAACUAUGAUGUACUUGCAGAUCUCCAGAGUUUGAUUAAUAACAACAACCUUACCUACCAUACCGUCUACUCUGCUCAACAACAACAACAACAGCAACAAAAGCAACAAAUUCAACAAACUGGUGGUCAACAACAACCACAACAACAACAACAACAACAACAACAACAACAAUACCAACAACAACGAAAUAAUAAUAAUAAUAAUAAUCAAUAUAACAAUAAUAAUAAUAAUAACUAUAAUAAUAAUAACUAUAAUAAUAAUAAUAAUGGUGGUAAUUAUAGACAACCACAAGUAUCAUCAUCACAAGGUAACAGUAAUCAAAACAAUAUAUGUGAUAUUGAUGCAUUGUCUGAGGGAAUGGGUUCAUACACGAUUUGUGCAGUAGUCAAGAACAAGUCAGACAUCAAGGAGUGGAAGAAUGUGACAAGUAGUGGAAGAUUGUUUUCGGUCGAGUUUGCCGACGACAGUCCCUCGACAUGCAACACGAUCAAGGCGACCGUGUUUGGCGACCCCUACUGCGCCUCUUUGCAUCAACAACUAGAGGCUGGCAAAACUUACAUGGUAUCUGGUAGUGGUGGUGUGCGCAAGAACUCGCAAAAGUUCAACAAUACCAAGCAUCAGUACGAGCUGACCCUUGGACGAGACACCACGAUCACCCCCGUCACCGACCAGUCGCAGGUGAUCAAGUCGGCUGGCGUUGUCAAGUUCCAAUUCACCCCCAUCAACUCGUUGGUCUCUCUCGGCGCCAACAUGAUGGUCGAUGUACUCGGCGAGGUGACGAGCGUGUCCACUCCAAUCGACAUCACAACCAAGGCUACAGAGAGGGCCAAAAGCAAAGUUCUGCCCAAGUGGGCCAUUACCAUCCGUGACAACACCAACUCGGGCAUUGAAGUGUCGUUUUGGGGUGAUGACGUCGCCAAGUAUCUCAACCAGAUUACUGUAGGCAUGAUUGUCGGUAUCAAGAAUGCCAAGCUCACCCAAUUCAACGGACACUCGCUCAGCUUCGGGUACUCAUCCGAGAUUGUCUUGGAUCCACGUCAUCUCGACCAAUACGAGGGGUUCCGUCAAUGGAUCGCCCACAACAGCGGCACAAACUGCGCCAGUCUCACCCAACGCUCGACCUUUACUGGCAACAGCACAAACAAGGACGCACCUGUCCUGACCGUCGCCGAAUUGCUCGCAAUCCAAACCGAGCCUUUCGAUGCCAACAACAACCCCAACCAAUACGUUGUCCAUGGUACCAUUCGCCGUGGUGCUUUUGCCAAGGAGAUCUCCAGAGACAACGGUCCAACUGUCAGCACAUGUUGGUACGAAGGAUGUGCAGGUUGUUUCAAAAAAGUUUGUGGAGGUCUUCCUAAAUGUGAAGCUCCACGUAUGACCAAUAUUUGGAAACUACCAAUUAAAAUAGCAGAUGAUACUGGAACUCUCAGCAACGUUGACUUGUUCCAAUCUAUUGCCCUCCCUAUUUUGGGCCCUAUCAGUGAUUAUGAACAUUUAGAUUCCACUGCAUUCAUUGCCAAACUUGACAAGGAAUUAGGUUUUGAAGCCAAAGUUGUUGUAAAGUACUCUCAAACUACCGGAAAUGCACCUGCAGGUGGUGAUGGAACAACAACUUAUCACCGUUACAGUGUACAUCAACUCGAACGUACCACCGGAGCACAUUUACAAAAUAUUGCUCGUGAUCUAGCCUUUGCACUCACUUCUGUUGUCAUUCCAGAUGAACAAUAA